Molecule: messenger RNA, 9751 nt
Organism: Magnolia sinica
Lineage: Eukaryota; Viridiplantae; Streptophyta; Magnoliopsida; Magnoliales; Magnoliaceae
Product: BEACH domain-containing protein C2-like
Exons: 32
Coding region: 219-9356 (3045 amino acids)
Molecular function (GO): protein binding
Source: RefSeq, a predicted model, not a curated record
CGAUUCGGAUUAACAUUUGCAAACAAACGCUCGUAUUAACGCGUGUUUUCUCCUCCUCCCGCUCGAAUCGCCUCUUAGUAUUUCAUUUCCGUUCUUUUGCACUCCGAAUCACAUCUUCAUCUGAUUCUAUUUCUUCGCAAUCAGAUUUCAAAGGAAAGGAAAAGGAAUAUAAGACGAGAUCUAUCCCUACAGUUAGUUUAUGAAGUCAGGAAAUUACAAUGGAAGAAGAACCUCAAGAAACGGGGAAAAUUUCUAGCACGGAUACUGAGGGGACAAGCAGAAGCAGCGCCACAUCGCCGUCGGAUGAUGUAGCUGGCAAUGCAGCUGAAUUGGGAGAUGACCUCGUCUCACAAGGUGUGAGCUCCUCGAAUCUGAUUGGUGAAGAUUGGGUUGGAUCACCCCGCGAUGAAGAAGACAGUUUUGAACAGGUGUCUCUGAAAGAUCAUGAUGGGGCUAUGCCAGGUCGUCUGGCUGAUGCGGCUCCUAUCCAGUUGUCGGAUGUGGAUAACGUGAGCCAGGCCCCUGAUUCUUCUUUGGGUAAAACAGUGGCUGAAUUGGACGUCACUCUGGCUGCUGAUACGCAGGACAACCCCAGCGCAGGCCCUGGUUCGGCAAAAUUCUCUGAUCAGGGUGGUAAGCCAUCAUUGUCUUCAGUUAGCUUCGAUUCUUCCUCAGGUUUCUAUGGAGACAUUGAAUUCUCUUCUCCAGUAGGGUCACCCCAGAAACCAAAAAUCAAACCUGUCAUGCCCAACGUGUCCCCGGAGCUCUUGCAUUUGGUUGAUUCAGCUAUCAUGGGGAAUCCUGGGUGCUUAGAGAAGCUGAGAGGUGUUGUCUCUGGCAAGGAGAAUCUUGGAACGGAAGAAGGUGAAUUAGAGAGCCUGUCUCUGGCGGUGGUCAACUCACUUCUUGUUACGAUGGGUGGGGUCGAAUGUUUUGAUGAGAGUGGAGAUGGGAACCCUCCGAGCGUGAUGUUGAAUGCCAGGGCUGCUGUUGUGGCUGGUGCACUGGUCCCUUGGCUUCCUUGGGAGAGAGAUUCUGUUGGAUACAUGUCCCCCAGGACACGGAUGGUUAGAGGGCUGCUUGUGAUUUUGAGGGCGUGCACGAGAAACAGAUCGAUGUGCUCGGCGUCUGGUCUCCUAGGAGUUCUUUUAGGGUCAGCAGAAAAUAUCUUUACGAAAGCCAAUUCGGAUGGGCAGAUGCUUUGGGAUGCUACCCCUUUGUGUCAUUGUAUUCAGAUUUUAGCUGCGCACUCCCUCUGUGUAGUUGAUUUGCACAGGUGGCUUCAGGUGAUUACAAAAACUCUUUCUACAUCCUGGGCUAUGCAUCUGAUGCUUGCAUUGGAAAAUGCCAUGGGAGGAAUGGAAACGAGAGGCCCUGCCUACACUUUUGAGUUUGAUGGUGAGAGCUCUGGCUUACUUGGCCCAGGAGAGAGCCGCUGGCCGUUCUAUAAUGGGUAUGCAUUCGCGACAUGGAUCUACGUAGAAUCAUUUGCAGAUACUCUCAAUACUGCUACGGCUGCCGCUGCUAUAGCUGCUGCUGCUGCUGCCAGGUCUGGGAAAUCCUCAGCUAUGUCAGCUGCAGCUGCUGCGAGUGCACUUGCUGGCGAAGGUACAGUUCACAUGCCACGGCUGUUUAGUUUCUUGUCGGCUGAUAAUCAGGGUUUGGAGGCCUACUUUCAUGCACAGUUUUUGGUGGUUGAAAGUGGUAGCGGCAAGGGAAAGAAAGCUUCCUUGCAUUUCACUUAUGCGUUCAAGCCACAAUGCUGGUAUUUUAUUGGUCUGGAGCAUACUUGUAAACAGAGUCUACUUGGGAAAGCGGAGAGUGAGCUGAGAUUGUAUGUAGAUGGCACUCUGUAUGAAAGCCGUCCUUUUGAGUUCCCUCGGAUCUCCAAGCCUCUAUCGUUUUGCUGCAUUGGGACGAACCCUCCUCCCACCAUGGCUGGCUUGCAACGCCGUAGGCGCCAGUGCCCCCUGUUCGCUGAGAUGGGGCCCAUAUAUAUCUUUAAGGAACCAAUUGGUCCAGAGAGGAUGGCUCGUUUGGCUUCUAGGGGAGGAGAUGUGCUGCCUUCUUUUGGGAAUGGUGCAGGCUUACCAUGGCUUGCAACAAAUGACCAAAUCCGGACUUUGGUGGAAGAAAGUUUGCUCCUGGAUUCAGAAAUUGGAGGAAGUCUGCACCUUCUCUAUCAUCCAAAUUUGCUUAGUGGCCGUUUUUGUCCUGAUGCUUCCCCUUCUGGUGCGGCAGGAACUCACCGGAAACCUGCCGAGGUUCUUGGGCAGGUUCAUGUUGCUGCUCGAAUACGCCCAGUAGAGUCAUUGUGGGCCUUGGCUUAUGGCGGUCCAAUGUCUUUGCUACCACUGGCAGUAAGCAAUGUGCAAAAAGAUAGCUUGGAGCCCCAGCAAGGGGAGUUUGCUUUGUCUCUGGUCACCGCUUCUCUGGCUGCCCCAAUAUUCAGAAUUAUUUCCAUGUCUAUUCAACAUCCUGGAAAUAAUGAGGAGUUGUGUCGCACCCGAGGGCCUGAGGUUCUGUCAUUAAUACUACACUAUUUGUUGCAAACUCUUUCUACAUUGGAUCACGGAAAUAAAAUUGGAGUAAGAGAAGAGGAACUUGUUGCUGCAAUUGUAUGUCUAUGUCAAUCUCAGAGAAAGAAUCAUGCACUGAAAGUGCAACUUUUCCGUACUUUGCUGUUGGAUUUGAAGAUGUGGAGUUUAUGCAAUUAUGGACUACAGAAGAAGCUUCUUUCUUCACUUGCGGACAUGGUUUUCACUGAGUCAUCAGCUAUGCGAGAUGCUAAUGCUGUCCAGAUGCUUCUUGAUGGCUGCAGGAGAUGCUACUGGAUUGUUCGUGAAUCGGACUCUGUUGAUGCAUUUUCAUUGCAUGAGGCAUCACGGCCUGUGGGUGAAGUGAAUGCCCUGGUUGAUGAGCUCUUAGUAAUCAUCGAACUUCUUGUGGGAGCAGCAUCUCCUUCAUUGGCUGUUGAUGAUGUCCGUUGCUUGAUUGGUUUCAUAGUUGAUAGUGCACAACCUAAUCAGGUUGCCAGGGUGUUGCACCUGAUCUAUAGGCUAGUGGUACAGCCAAAUACAUCUAGGGCACACACAUUCGCAGAGGCAUUCAUUUCUUGUGGAGGAAUAGAAACACUUCUUGUCCUUUUGCAGCGGGAAGCAAAAGCUGGUAAUCAUUCCAUUGCAGGAAGUUCUAGUGUGAAGGGUACUGACUAUGUAUCAGCUGCAGAAAGUUCUACUGUAAAGAGUACUGAAGAUGUAGCUGCAGAAAGUCCCAGCAUGAAAGUUCCUGAAAAUGUAUCAGUUGAGGGAUCUGGACUGAAAACUAGUGACGACCAACAAGGAAGCCCAGAUGACCGUCUUGGAUCUCCUGAGGAAAAAGAGUCUAUUUCUCAAGAAGGUUUUCAAUUGCAGUCUUCUGAUAGUGGUGAUAGCUCCAUCAUGGUUUCUGUGGGCAUUAAUAUUGGAAGAUCAACAUCCUCCUCUGAGAAUCAAUUUAUUAGGAAUCUAGGGGGUAUCAAUUUCUCAAUAAGUGCUGACAGUGCUAGGAAUAAUGUUUAUAAUGUUGACAAUGGUGAUGGGAUUGUUGUUGGGAUAAUUACCCUGUUGGGUGCAUUAGUGACAUCCGGGCAUUUGAAGUUCAGUUCAAAUGCUGCUUUUCCACUCACAUCAAGUAACAUUCUGGGUAAUGGACUGCCUGAUGAAGGCAACGCCAUGUUUUCUGAUAAAGUUUCUCUGCUACUCUUUGCAUUACAGAAAGCAUUUCAAGCAGCACCACAGAGGCUAAUGACUGCAAAUGUGUACAUGGCUUUAUUGGGAGCAGCGAUAAAUGUUUCUUCAACUGAUGAUGGCCAAAACCUUUAUGAUUCUGGUCACCGCUUCGAACAUGUUCAGCUUUUGUUGGUUCUUCUCCGUUCAUUGCCAUAUGCGUCCAGGGUAUUUCAAGUUCGGGCCAUACAGGAUCUUCUGUUUUUGGCUUGCAGUCACCCAGAAAAUAGAAGCAGCCUUACUUACAUGGAAGAAUGGCCAGAGUGGAUUUUGGAGGUUCUUAUUUCUAAUUAUGAGAUGGGUUCGGGCAAAUGUUCAAACGGAGUGAGCAUUUGCGACAUAGAAGAUCUCAUUCACAACUUCCUGAUCAUCAUGUUAGAGCAUUCUAUGCGCCAGAAGGAUGGUUGGAAGGAUAUUGAAGCUACAAUUCAUUGUGCAGAGUGGUUGUCUAUGGUUGGAGGAUCUAGUAUUGGAGAUCAACGAGUCAGGCGUGAAGAGUCGUUGUCUAUCUUUAAACGGAGACUUUUAGGGAGCUUGCUAGACUUUGCUGCCAGGGAACUUCAGGUCCAGACUCAAGUUAUUGCAGCAGCAGCUGCUGGUGUUGCAGCUGAGGGUUUGUCCCCACAAGAAGCUAAAGCAGAAGCAGAGUCUGCUGCUCACCUUUCUGUGGCUUUGGCAGAGAAUGCAAUUGUGAUUCUGAUGCUCGUUGAAGAUCAUUUACGGUUGCAAAGCCAAAUACAUGGUGCAUCACGUUUUGGGGAGAUUCCAGUCUCUCCUAAUUCAUUUUCUUCGUCCUCUGGUAGCCGUUCAAAUUCGUUAGGAAAAGCUGUAGGAGAAGCUCUAGAACCUGUGGGCUCUCGAAGUUUGCCAUUAUCUAGUGAUUCUGGGGGCCUUUCUCUUGAUGUUCUUGCUUCCAUGGCUGACGUGAAUGGGCAAAUUUCUGCAGCAGUGAUGGAGCGUCUUACUGCUGCUGCAGCAGCAGAGCCCUAUGAACAUGUUCGGUGUUCUUUUGUGUCAUAUGGGAGCUGUGCUUUGGAUUUAGCCGAGGGUUGGAAAUACAGGAGUCGAUUGUGGUAUGGGGUUGGCCUCUCCAAAACCACAACCUUUGGUGGUGGUGGCAGUGGCUGGGAGUCUUGGAAAUGUGCUCUGGAAAAAGAUUCAAAUGGAAGCUGGGUUGAACUCCCUUUAGUAAAGAAGUCAGUUGCCAUGCUUCAGGCCUUGUUGUUAGAUGAAUGUGGACUUGGUGGUGGGCUCGGUAUUGGAGGAGGCUCUGGCACUGGAAUGGGAGGAAUGGCUGCACUUUACCAAUUGUUGGACAGUGAUCAGCCAUUUCUGUGCAUGCUCCGGAUGGUACUUGCUUCAAUGAGGGAAGAGGACAAUGGUGAAGACGGCAUCUUUAUGAGGAAUGUUAGCAUUACAGAUGGAAUAUCUGAAGGAUUACAUGGGCAAACUGGUGACAUAGUGCCAUCAGAUAAUAAUAACCGCUUAUCAAAAAGGAAACCACGUUCAGCAUUGCUUUGGAGUGUGCUUGCACCUGUUCUGAACAUGCCAAUUUCUGAGUCCAAGAGACAGAGGGUGUUGGUUGCAUCUUGCAUUCUUUUUGCUGAGGUAUGGCAUGCUGUUGGGAGGGACAGAAAGCCUCUUCGAAGACAGUACUUAGAGGCUAUUUUACCUCCAUUUGUUGCCAUUCUGAGACGCUGGCGGCCACUUUUGGCAGGUAUUCAUGAGCUUACUUCUUCAGAUGGUCUGAAUCCCCUCGUUGUUGAUGACCGUGCUUUGGCAGCAGAUGCACUGCCUCUUGAGUCUGCUCUCGCCAUGAUAUCUCCUGGAUGGGCUGCCGCUUUUGCUUCUCCACCUGCUGCAAUGGCAUUGGCAAUGGUUGCUGCUGGUGCUGCUGGGGCUGAAACUGGGGCACCUGCUAGAAAUACGCAGCUUAGGCGUGACACAUCAAUGCUUGAGCGAAAAACAACUAGGCUACACACAUUUGCUAGCUUUCAAAGGCCUUCUGAUACACCCAACAAGUCCCCAGCUUUUCCUAAAGACAAGGCUGCAGCCAAGGCUGCUGCUUUGGCUGCUGCACGUGAUCUUGAGCGCAAUGCCAAGAUUGGUUCAGGGAGAGGUCUCAGUGCUGUUGCUAUGGCCACAUCAGCACAACGGAGGAGUGCCAGUGAUCUGGAGCGUGUGAGAAGAUGGAAUGUUUCUGAAGCCAUGGGAACUGCCUGGAUGGAAUGUUUGCAGUCAGUUGAUACAAAGUCCGUUUCUGGGAAAGACUUUUCUUCACUGUCCUAUAAGUAUGUUGCAGUCCUAGUCGCGAGUUUUGCUUUAGCAAGAAACAUGCAACGGGUGGAGAUGGAUAGGCGUGGACAAGUUGAUGUGAUAGAUCGGCAUCGUGCAUACACUGGGGCUUAUGAAUGGCGCAAACUCAUUUAUUGCUUAAUUGAAAUGAAGGUUCUUUUUGGGCCCUUUGCAGACUGUUUGUGCAAUCCUGAGAGGGUUUUUUGGAAGUUAGAUUUCAUGGAAAGUUCAUUGAGAAUGAGAAGAUGUUUGAGAAGGAAUUACAAGGGAUCUGACCAUCUGGGCGCAGCUGCUAAUUAUGAGGAUCAUCUACAGCAACUCAAACUCAAUGAAGAGAAUGCCACAUGUCAUAGUAAUGACCCAGAAGCAUCGUUUGCUGCUGGCCUUCCCUCCACUGCUUCCAUUCUGAUGGCAGAAGCAAUAUCAACCGAGGAAAGGAAUGAGGAUGAUGAGCAGACAGAUACUGAUAACUAUGAGGAUAGAAGAUAUGAUAUGGAUCAGUGUGGGGAGAAUCAACAGAGGCUCUCUGCCACUGCUGAGCAGCCCGUGCAGGGAUCAAUGGAUUAUGGAGAUGCUGAAGUAUCAAGUGGCCGAAAUUUUGUCCAAAAUGCAAUGACUGUUGCUCCUGGGUACAUGCCAAGUGAAUUUGAUGAACAAAUUAUUCUAGAACUUUCUUCAUUGAUGGUCCGGCCGCUGAGGGUUAUACGGGGAACCUUUCAAAUUACAACAAAGAGAAUCAAUUUCAUAGUUGAUGAACACAUUGAUGACUGUAUCAAGGAGGAUGGGUCAGAUUCGAGUGUGCAAAACAGAGAUCAAGGUAAGGAUAGGAGCUGGUUGAUCUCUUCUCUUCACCAAAUUUUUAGCCGAAGAUAUCUUCUAAGAAGAAGUGCACUAGAAUUGUUUAUGGUCGAUCGGUCAAACUUCUUCUUUGAUUUCGGGAGUACUGAAGGUCGCAGAAAUGCCUAUCGAGCUAUUGUUCAAGUGCGGCCUCCCCAUUUAAAUAAUAUCUAUCUAGCAACACAGAGACCUGAGCAACUUCUUAAAAGGACUCAGCUUAUGGAGCGUUGGGCUAGGUGGGAGAUUAGCAAUUUUGAAUAUCUAAUGCAGCUUAAUACCCUUGCUGGACGUAGUUACAAUGACAUCACACAGUAUCCUGUUUUUCCAUGGAUUCUCGCCGAUUACAAUUCAAAAAACUUGGAUCUUGCAGCUCCCACUUCAUAUAGAGAUCUUUCCAAGCCCAUCGGUGCAUUAAAUUCUGAAAGGCUAGAAAAGUUCCAAGAGAGAUACUCAAGCUUCGAUGAUCCAAUCAUCCCAAAGUUCCAUUAUGGUUCACAUUACUCCAGUGCUGGAACAGUUUUGUAUUAUCUUGUUAGGGUGGAACCAUUUACCACCCUUUCAAUUCAUCUACAAGGUGGAAAAUUUGAUCAUGCAGAUCGGAUGUUUUCAGAUAUAGGUGCUACUUGGAAUGGUGUUCUUGAGGACAUGAGUGAUGUGAAAGAGUUGGUUCCUGAGCUCUUUUACCUCCCUGAAGUUCUUACAAAUGAAAAUUCGAUUGAUUUUGGCACAACACAACUUGGGGGAAAGCUCGAUUCAGUAAAACUUCCUGCUUGGGCUGACAACCCUGUUGAUUUCAUUCACAAGCAUCGCAAAGCUCUUGAAAGUGAGCAUGUAUCUGCACAUUUGCAUGAAUGGAUUGAUCUUGUAUUUGGAUAUAAGCAGCGAGGGAAGGAAGCCAUUUUGUCCAAUAAUGUAUUCUUUUACAUAACAUAUGAAGGCACAGUUGAUAUUGAUAAAAUUUCAGACCCAGUACAACAACGUGCUAUGCAAGACCAGAUUGCUUACUUUGGACAAACCCCUUCUCAACUUCUGACAAUCCCACACCUGAAGAGGAGGCCAUUAGCAGAUGCUUUGCACCUGCAGACCAUCUUUCGGAAUCCGAAUGAGAUCAGACCGUACAUAGUUCCAAAUCCAGAGCGGUGCAAUGUGCCUGCUGCUGCUAUUUUUGCAUCAAUGGACUCUGUUAUAAUUGUUGAUGAAAAUGCUCCAGCUGCACAUGUUGCGAUUCACAAAUGGCAGCCAAACACACCAGAUGGCCAUGGCACACCUUUCCUAUUUCAACAUGGGAAAGCCAUAGCAAGUUCCACCAGUGGAGCUUUUAUGCGCAUGUUCAAAGGGCCAGCUGGAUCAGGUGUGGAAGAAUGGCAUUUCCCCCGGGCGUUGGCAUUUGCAACAUCUGGAAUCAGAAGCUCAGCCAUUGUUGCAGUCACAUGUGACAAAGAAAUCAUCACUGGUGGCCAUGCAGAUAACAGUGUGAAGUUGAUCUCAUCUGAUGGAGCAAAGACCAUUGAAACAGCAGUAGGGCAUUGUGCACCAGUCACCUGCCUAGCUCUCUCACCUGAUAGCAACUACCUCGUGACGGGAUCUCGAGAUGCAACUGUGAUACUGUGGAGGAUACACCGGACAUCUGUAUCCCAUUCAAGCAACAUUUCAGAACCUUCCACCACAGCAGCAACACCUACCGGUAGUCCUCUUGCGGGUGGUAGCUUAAACAGCUUUACAGACGCUAGCCGGAGGCGUCGUGUCGAAGGUCCUAUACAUGUUCUAAGAGGCCAUCUCAGGGAAAUAACAUGCUGUUAUGUCAAUUCUGAUCUGGGUAUUGUUGUUUCAUGCUCUCUUUCUUCUGAUGUGCUUCUGCAUUCUACAAGGCGGGGUAGGCUGAUCAGAAGGCUGGCCACUGUGGGGGCACAUGCAGUCUGUCUUUCAUCCGAAGGAGUAAUAAUAACAUGGAAUAAGUCAGAGCGAAAGCUUAGCACCUUCACAAUCAAUGGGAUUCCCAUCACAACAGCAAUUCUAUCUCCUUUUUCAGGCAGCAUCAGCUGCAUGGAGGUUUCUCUUGAUGGAGAAAAUGUUCUGAUCGGGACAAGCUCAUGUUCUGUUGAUAAGACAAGAGAGAACUAUGGCACUGGUGAUAGCAGAGAGUUGGGGUCAGACCAAUCCAAAAUUGAGGAUCUUACAUUAUUAUCAUGUGAGAAAAAUGUGAAGAGGUUGGCUGUUUCAGUGCCAUCCAUUUGCUUCCUGGAUUUGCACACACUGAAGAUAUUUCACACCUUGGAGCUACAAGAAGGGCAAGAUAUUACGGCAAUGGCUCUGAACAAAGAUAACACAAAUCUUCUGGUGUCAACGGCAGAUAGACAGUUGAUGAUCUUCACUGAUCCAGCUUUGAGCUUGAAGGUGGUGGAUCAAAUGCUUCGGCUUGGUUGGGAGGGUGACGGGCUCAGUCCUCUCAUUAAAUGAAAGUCUCAAGUCCCUUGUAUUUUGUUCAGAGGAAGGGGAGUGUAACAGAUGCCUCUGAAACAGUACCGAGCUUCUUCGCUGUAUCGAAUGCAGAUGUUAAUGUGGUGAGCAAUCUUGCAAAAUGCGUGAUUUCUGUAUGUAGCUGAGGGAUUUUUGGAUGUAACAUAUGUACCCAUAAAGCCGGCGGGAUAAUUUUACAUGUCUAGACUAAUCUUGUAUAGGGUUUUUUCCACUCUGUUUUGCCUUGAUUGCAUUCGUUCAGUAUUCAUUCCUAUGGAAGGAUCUGGUUUUUCCAUGGCCAUUUCCAAUUUAGUUUUUCUUAGUCUUUUUUAUAUUUUACUCGCUUUCCAAAUGAAAAUUUAUAUUAAUUUGGUGAAGGAAUUGAAUUCCCUUUC